This is a messenger RNA of Marmota flaviventris (yellow-bellied marmot), 756 nucleotides long. The record is from RefSeq and is a predicted model, not a curated record. NCBI's taxonomy places the organism in Eukaryota, Metazoa, Chordata, Mammalia, Rodentia, Sciuridae.
AUGGAACAUAGGAACAAUGUAACUUACUUUGUCCUCUUGGGCCUCACACAAAAUCCAAAGGAACAGAAAGUACUUUUUGUUAUAUUCCUGUUCUUUUACAUUUUGACCAUGCUGGGGAACCUGCUCAUUGUCCUAACUGUAACCUUCAGGAGGACCCUGGACUCUCCAUUGUACUUCUUUCUUGCUAACUUAUCAUUUUUGGAUAUCAUUUAUUCAUCAAUCAUUUCCCCAAAAUUGAUUUCAAAUUUGUUCUUAGGAGAAGUUAUCAUAUCUUUCAAGUUUUGCAUGUUACUGCUUUUUGCAGAACACCUUGUAGGUGGGUCAGAGAUUUGUCUUUUUUUGGUGAUGGCUUAUGAUCUUUAUGUGGCCAUCUGUAAGCCUUUGCAUUAUUUGAUUAUCAUGAAGCCAUGGGUGUGUGUGGUGCUGCUGGUAGUUUCCUGGGUUGGAGGUUUUCUGCAUUCAGUAAUUCAGCUUGGCACUAUUUAUGGGCUCCCAUUCUGUGGCCCCAAUGUCAUUGACCACUUUAUGUGUGACAUGUAUCCCUUAUUGCAACUUGUCUGUGUUGACACCUAUGUCACUGGCCUCUUAGUGAUCGCCAGUGGGGGACUGAUGUGCUCUAUUGUGUUUCUGCUCUUACUUGUGUCUUAUGCUGUCAUCUUCCACUCUCUGAAGAACCUGAGUCAAGAAGGGAGGCGGAAAGCUCUCUCCACCUGUAGCUCCCACAUCACAGUGGUUGUCUUCUUCUUUGUCCCCUGU